UUUUCCGUACAAACGAAAAUCCCAUCUUCCGUUUCCUCCUCUGUCUCCUCUCCAACAGCCACCAACAUCUCUUCUGCAACUCCAAAUUCCCUCCAAUUCAACCAAACUACAAAAAGAAAAAAUAAAAAGACGAAGAAGAAUCUGUGCUGGUUGGAUUUUGCUAGAUUUGAAUUGGGUCUACUUCAUUUCCUCAAUAAACGAAGUUUGACGAAGAACACGAAUUAACAGCCAGUGGUUCAUAUCCUCCAAGAAUGGCAUUUCUUUGAUAUGAGAAUACAUAAUACAUUACAUCUGGAUUGUACUAGAAUUCGAUAUAGAGGUCUAGAUUUCAACCUUGAGCUCUAGAUUUUAGGUGAAUUUGGUUAUUUCCUGAAGAAACUACGUGAAAUCGAUACAUUUCAGUUGGUUUUUUUCUUAAUCUGUGUCUAGUUCAUUUCCCAAGGAAAUGGUGAAUGUGGGUUUGGUUUCUGGGAAGAAGUCCCUCAAAACGGUGAACUUGAGCUUCAGGUUGCCUUACUUUACACAGUGGGGGCAGAGCAUCCUCAUUUCAGGUUCAGAACCGUUGCUCGGUUCGUGGAAUGUAAAGCAGGGUCUGCCUUUGAGUCCGUUUCAUCAAGGUGGGGAGCUUAUAUGGUGUGGAAGGAUUGCCGUUCCAAUCAGCUUUGGAUGCGAAUACAGUUAUUAUUUGGUAGAUAACAAUAGAAAUGUUUUGAGAUGGGAAGCUGGGAAGAAGCGCAGGGUCGUCCUGCCCGAAGGGAUUCAAGAAGGAGAGGUGGUGGAGCUUCAUGAUCUUUGGCAGACUGCUUCAGAGGCUCUCUUUUCCAGAAGCGCAUUCAAGAAUGUCAUCUUUAACUGUGGAAGGGAUUUGAAUCCAGAAAAGGCACCUGGAGCGUUCUCAAACAACUUGGUCCAACAAGAUUCUCUUGUUGUUCAAUUCAAAAUUAGCUGCCCAAGGAUUGAUGAAAAAACAUCAGUUUGUGUGGUCGGUUGCUCUAUUCAUUUAGGGAAAUGGAAUGCUCAAGAUGGGCUUAAACUUAGCUACGUGGGUGAAUACCUUUGGCAAGCAGAUUGUGUUGUGCAAAAGGCAGAGUUGCCAAUAAAAUAUAAGUACUGUCAGAUUGACAAGGCAGGAGAUGUUUCUUUGGAAGUUGGUCCCAAUCGGGAGCUUGCUGUCGACUCAACACCAGAAAGUCCAGGAUACAUUGCCCUAUCUGAUGGCAUGUUUCGGGAAACACCGUGGAAGGGUGCUGGUGUAGCUGUUCCCAUGUUCUCAAUUAGGUCAAACGAUGAUCUUGGCGUUGGAGAAUUCCUUGACCUGAAGUUACUUGUUGACUGGGCUGUGGAUUCAGGCUUUCAUUUGGUUCAGCUUUUACCUGUAAAUGAUACAUCUGUGCAUGGGAUGUGGUGGGAUUCAUAUCCCUAUAGCUCGCUCUCUGUAUUUGCACUGCAUCCCUUGUAUUUGAGAGUACAGGCACUUUCAGAAAAUAUGCCUGAGGAUAUUAAGCAAGAAAUCUUGAAGGAAAAAGAACGGCUGGAUGGAAAGGAUGUCGACUAUGAGGCUACAAUGGCUGCAAAGCUUUCGAUUGCCAAGAAAAUUUUUGAUAUAGAGAAGGAUGCAAUACUCGCCUCCACUUCCUUCCAGAAAUUCUUUUCCGAGAAUGAGGAAUGGUUAAAACCCUAUGCAGCCUUUUGUUUCUUGCGGGAUUUCUUUGAAACGUCUGAUCAUACCCAAUGGGGUCGUUUUGGUCAUUAUUCAAAAGAAAAGCUCGAGAAGCUUGUUUCAAAGGAUAGUUUGCACUAUGAUGUCAUUCGCUUCCAUUACUAUAUACAGUUCCAUUUAUAUCAGCAAUUGUCAGAAGCCGCAGCUUAUGCAAGAAGGAAAAAAGUAGUCUUGAAGGGAGACCUUCCGAUUGGCGUGGACAGGAAUAGCGUCGACACCUGGGUGUAUCCGAAUUUAUUCCGUAUGAACACAUCUACUGGAGCACCUCCUGAUUACUUUGAUAAAAACGGGCAGAAUUGGGGUUUCCCCACUUAUAAUUGGGAGGAAAUGUCAAAAGAUAACUAUGCUUGGUGGCGUGCUCGUUUGACGCAGAUGUCGAAAUAUUUCACGGCGUACAGAAUCGAUCAUAUCUUGGGCUUCUUUAGAAUCUGGGAGCUUCCUGAACAUGCUAUUACUGGUUUACUUGGAAAAUUCCGACCAUCAAUCCCUCUAAGUCAGGAAGAGCUUGAGAGGGAGGGGAUAUGGGAUUUUGAUCGUUUGAGCCGUCCAUAUAUUCAACAAGAAUUUUUGCAGGAAAAGUUUGGAGCUUUCUGGACAGUCAUUGCUUCAAACUUUUUAAAUGAAUAUCAAAAGAACUUCUAUGAGUUCAAGGAGGAAUGCAAUACGGAGAAGAAAAUUCUUUCCAAACUUAAAUUAAGUGCUGAAAGGUCAUUGUGGCUCGAAAAAGAAGACAAGAUACGUAGUGACCUCUUCGAUCUUCUAAAGAAUAUUGUUCUCAUCCGAGAUCCAGAGGACCCAAGGAAAUUUUAUCCUCGCUUUAAUCUCGAAGAUACAUCGAGUUUUAAGGACUUGGAUGAUCACAGUAAAAAUGUUCUGAAAAGACUGUACUAUGAUUACUAUUUCUAUCGGCAAGAAGAUCUUUGGCGCCAAAAUGCACUGAAGACUCUGCCCAUCCUCUUGAACUCAUCAGAUAUGUUGGCAUGCGGAGAAGAUCUGGGGCUUAUUCCUUCUUGUGUUCAUCCUGUUAUGCAAGAGUUGGGAUUAAUAGGUCUACGCAUUCAACGAAUGCCGAGUGAACCUGGUUUGGAGUUUGGUAUCCCAUCUCAAUACAACUACAUGACGGUGUGUGCUCCGUCAUGCCACGAUUGCUCAACUCUGCGUGCUUGGUGGGAAGAAAAUGAGGAGAGAAGGCAUAGUUUUUAUAGGACCAUAGUCGGAUCAAAUGACGAACCACCUGCUCGUUGUGUUCCUGAUGUUGUGUACUUCAUCCUACAACAACAUUUCGAUGCUCCUUCGAUGUGGGCAAUUUUCCCUCUCCAGGACUUGAUAGCGUUGAAAGAAGAAUAUACAACACGGCCUGCAGUGGAAGAGACAAUCAAUGAUCCUACCAAUCCAAAGCACUACUGGCGAUUUCGUGUACAUGUAACACUAGAGUCUUUGGCAGAGGACACGGACCUCAAGGGGGCAAUAAAAGAUCUCGUGGUCGCUAGUGGGAGAUCGUAUCCUCCAGCAGAAGGAGAUGAGAACACAGCUGCAAUUUCAAUCCCAGCCACAAAACAGCUUGAAAUUGGGGAAGGGAAAAUCCUUCAAGUCACCCACCUGAAUGGGACCCCAAAAAUGCAAAGCCAAGCAGUCCUGUAAGUCACCCUUGCAUUUUUCUUGGAUUUUCAAAUCCCAAGUCGUUAGGAAAAAAAAAAAAAAGGAACACAGAGAGAGAGAGAGAGAGAGAGAGAGAGAGAGAGAGAGAGAGAGAGAGAAUAAAAAUCUCUUCAGGGUCUGCUGCGAAUCUCAUACAUGAUAGAACACUGUUAACAUAACUCAUGUGGCGCACUACAUUUAUGUUACAUCUCCUUUUCUUGGUAAAAUUAAAUGAGAGGUCACACAGAUACUAGAUUCUAUCACGUAUGGGCCCCACACUCAUGCGAUCGUGGUUAUGAAUUUUAGCUUUUUCGUGGUUA
Messenger RNA from Magnolia sinica, 3678 nucleotides. Its product is annotated as 4-alpha-glucanotransferase DPE2. The transcript has 23 exons. Gene Ontology annotation, molecular function: starch binding; 4-alpha-glucanotransferase activity. Gene Ontology annotation, biological process: carbohydrate metabolic process. NCBI's taxonomy places the organism in Eukaryota, Viridiplantae, Streptophyta, Magnoliopsida, Magnoliales, Magnoliaceae. The record is from RefSeq and is a predicted model, not a curated record. The coding region runs from base 446 to 3361 and encodes 971 amino acids.